AUGCUGUCAAUUCUGCGAAAGGCGCGGCUCAAGGACAAAGAGAUGCGCAUCUUGAUGCUCGGCUUAGACAAUGCAGGAAAGACGACCAUCGUGAAAAAGCUUAUGGGGGAGGACGUCAACACGGUGAGCCCGACGCUGGGCUUCAUCAUCAAGACGAUUGACUACGAAGGAUAUAAGCUCAACAUUUGGGACGUGGGCGGCCAGAAGACGCUGCGGUCGUACUGGCGCAACUACUUCGAGAAGACGGACGCCCUGAUCUGGGUCGUCGACGCGACAGACCGGCUGCGGAUUGGCGACUGCAAAGACGAGCUGCACGGUCUCUUGCUGGAAGAGGUGAGCGCUGUCAGAGGAUGCAAGCUGGAUGGAAAUGUCUUCGUGGAUGAUGCUAAUCGCGGCGGGGGGAAACAGCGCCUCGCCGGUGCCAGCCUGUUGAUUUUCGCAAACAAGACGGACGUUGACGGGUGCAUGGACGAGCAGGAGAUACGCACGGCCCUGCGGCUAGACGAGAUCCGGACACACCAGUGGCACGUCCUGCGAUGCAGUGCCAUGACGGGCAAGAACCUACAGGAGGGCCUGGCGUGGGUCGUGGCGGACGCGAAGAAGCGGCUGUUCCUGUACUGA
Molecule: messenger RNA, 621 nt
Organism: Purpureocillium takamizusanense
Lineage: Eukaryota; Fungi; Ascomycota; Sordariomycetes; Hypocreales; Ophiocordycipitaceae
Exons: 5
Coding region: 1-621 (206 amino acids)
Biological process (GO): protein folding
Cellular component (GO): cytoplasm; microtubule cytoskeleton
Molecular function (GO): GTPase activity; GTP binding
Source: RefSeq, a predicted model, not a curated record